Messenger RNA from Erythranthe guttata (spotted monkey flower), 1563 nucleotides. RefSeq names its product rho GDP-dissociation inhibitor 1. Gene Ontology annotation, cellular component: membrane; cytosol; cytoplasm. The record is from RefSeq and is a predicted model, not a curated record. Gene Ontology annotation, biological process: Rho protein signal transduction. Gene Ontology annotation, molecular function: protein binding; Rho GDP-dissociation inhibitor activity. NCBI's taxonomy places the organism in Eukaryota, Viridiplantae, Streptophyta, Magnoliopsida, Lamiales, Phrymaceae.
UAACAAAAUAUUGCAUGAACAAAAAAAAACUCCAAAUCUUAUGCUUAGAAUCAGUGUCUCAAUUUUCCCAGCUUUUGUUUUCAGGAUUCUGGGGGAUAUUGAGGAGGUAAGAGAAAAAUGGAGUCGAAUGGAAAAAUGAAGGAGAAAAUGGAAGAUUCGGACAACGAGACGAACCGGAAUAGUAACGCGCACGAUCCGGACAUAGCUUCGGAUUCGGAAGGGAAGAUAAGCCGACAGCCGAGCCAAUCUUCCUGCUAUGCUACUGAAGAUGAUGAAGAUUUGGCUAACAUUCAGUUGGGUCCUAAGAUGACUAUUAAGGAGCAUCUUGAGAAAGAUAAGGAUGAUGAGAGCUUGAGGAGGUGGAAAGAGCAGCUUCUUGGAAGUGUGGAUGCUAGUGCUGUUGAGGAGAAUCAAGAACCAGAUGUAAAGAUAAUAAGUCUUACAAUACUGUCACCAGAGAGACCAGAUUUGAUGCUUCCAAUACCAGAAUCUGGUAACCCUAAAGGAUUAUGGUUCACUCUCAAAGAAGGCAGCCGUUACCGUCUCAGAUUUUCCGUUAAGAUCAGCAAUGACAUUGUUUGUGGCCUCAAGUACAUUAACACCGUUUGGAAGACUGGCAUCAAAGUUGACAGCUCAAAGCAAAUGCUGGGAACAUUUAGCCCACAAGCUGAGCCAUACACACAUGUAAUGGAAGAAGAGACUACCCCUUCUGGCAUUUUUGCUAGAGGAUCUUAUUCUGCAAGAACUAAGUUUGUUGAUGACGACAACAAGUGCUACCUGGAGAUUAACUACACUUUCGAUAUCCAGAAAGAUUGGCCCUCCACAUAGCCUCGAAUUUUUUUCUGCAAAUGAUGCGGAUUUAAUUUGUUUUGAGUAUUUUCAGAAGUAUAGUUUGAGCUAGAAGUUGAAGUUUGGGGGAGAAAAUAGUUUCAAAGUUAGAAGAUGUGGAAUUGUUUAUAAGAGUUUCGAUUUGGUUUUACUUCAAAUUUUAUUGUGUUCGGUGUAAAAAAUAUUGUACUAAGUCGUACUAUAUAUAUAUCUGCAAGUAACGAAUAAAAAAGUGCGAGAAACUUGCAGAUUUUUUUUUUCUGCUUUUAAUUUGAAUAUUUUUUGUUUUAUUGUUACUUUGAUGUUUGAUAAUGUAAUUCUUGAUUUACUCGUCACGAACAUAUAAUCAUGUGAUUAAAACUUACGUGUGAAAUUGGCACAUAUAUUCCAAUUAGGAUUGCAUCUAUUAGAGAUGGAAGUUGCAAUAAAAUUUAAAAUGAUGAAAUCCAGUUGUUGAAAUGAGUUUUUUAAUCCCGUAAGUUUACUAAUUGGGAGUUUUAGUCCAUCACAUGUCAAAAUCAAAAUUUUAGUCGUGGAAGUUGCAAAAGUUGAGAAUUUUGGUCCUAUGACCUGGUAUAACAGGUAAUGCAAUGGUUGGUUGAAUGAGUUGAAAUUUAAUUUAUAAAAAUAAAUAAAUUAAAAAUAAACUAGUUGACGUGGCUAAAAGUUAGACGAUUUUGGAGCGAAAUAAAAUAUACCAUUAAAUUGAUAUUUAUUUGAUGAAGAAAAUAAACA